AGAAUGUUCGCCAAUCCAUUGCAAAAACCCACUGCCAAAGGAAAGACAUUCCAAGAUCGGGAAGCGCCCCAUCAAUAUGCUAUAUCCGAUUAUGGUUAUGGCAAAGAUUCUGUCAAAAUCCUGCAUGUUAAGAGGGACGGGCCAGUGCAUUCGAUAAAGGAAUUCGAAGUGGGUACACAUUUGAAGCUGUACAGUAAAAAGGAUUAUUUCCAUGGUGACAAUUCCGAUAUUGUAGCCACAGAUUCGCAAAAGAAUACCGUCUAUUUGUUGGCCAAGAAACAUGGUGUAGAGAAUCCUGAAAAUUUUGCCCUCCUAUUGGCUCGUCAUUUUAUGCAAAAAUAUGCCCAUGUCGAAGAGGUACACAUCCAUGUGGAAGAAUAUCCCUGGCAAAGGGUUAGUUCCGAAGAGACCGGUUGUGGUGAUGCGGGUAAUUGUAAUUAUACCAACAUCAACAAUAGGGCCCGACACAAUCAUGCCUUUAUUUUUACCCCCACGGAGAUACGCUACUGUGAUGUGGUUUUGAGGAGGACUGAUCCCAAACAAACCGUCAUUAGCGGUAUACGCGGUCUACGUGUCCUCAAGACCACCCAAUCCUCGUUCGUUAACUUUGUUAACGAUGAAUUCCGUUCGUUGCCCGAUCAAUAUGAUCGUAUCUUCAGUACUGUCGUGGAUUGUUCCUGGGAAUAUUCAAAUACCGAUAAUGUUCUUUUCUGUAAAUCAUGGAAUAAGGUCAAGAAUAUUAUCAUCAGGAAUUUUGCUGGUGAUCCAAAUGUUGGUAUAUCCUCACCAUCGGUCCAACACACCCUGUAUCUGACAGAGAAAGAAGUUUUAGACACGCUGCCAGAAGUUUCCGUGAUUUCGAUGACAAUGCCAAAUAAACAUUAUUUCAAUUUCGAUACAAAACCCUUCCAGGCCGUUGUACCCGGUGAGAAUAAUGAAGUCUUUAUUCCCGUCGACAAACCACAUGGUACGAUCUAUGCUCAAUUGGCACGUAAAGAUAUUACCAGCCGCCUCUGA
Molecule: messenger RNA, 1017 nt
Organism: Musca vetustissima
Lineage: Eukaryota; Metazoa; Arthropoda; Insecta; Diptera; Muscidae
Gene: Uro
Product: uricase
Exons: 3
Coding region: 4-1017 (337 amino acids)
Biological process (GO): urate catabolic process; purine nucleobase catabolic process
Cellular component (GO): peroxisome
Molecular function (GO): urate oxidase activity
Source: RefSeq, a predicted model, not a curated record